This is a messenger RNA of Octopus sinensis (East Asian common octopus), 813 nucleotides long. Its product is annotated as neuropilin and tolloid-like protein 2. NCBI's taxonomy places the organism in Eukaryota, Metazoa, Mollusca, Cephalopoda, Octopoda, Octopodidae. Gene Ontology annotation, molecular function: protein binding. The annotation marks the transcript as partial. The transcript has 5 exons. The record is from RefSeq and is a predicted model, not a curated record.
CGCCAAAAGGCUACAAGAUUCAUUUGGAUUUCAAAAACAACUUUAUCCUCGAAGAAUCUCCGGAGUGUAACUACGAUUAUCUGGAAAUCCGAGACGGUCCAUUCGGAUAUUCCCCGCUGCUAAAACGUCACUGUGGUCGAGAUUUCCCACCAUUUUAUUUAUCUUCUUCUCGCUACCUCUGGCUCCGCUUCAAAACGGAUGACAAUGUACACAAGAAAGGAUUCCAUGCUACAUAUUCAUAUCAGAAAGACGAAAGCAGCAAAUUCAGCAAAGACCCACGGAAAGCCGUCUGCCGUAUUUUUAUCAAUGCCAAAACUAAUGAUGGGAUAAUUUCCGAAGAAGAUAUUCCUACAUCGGUUAUGAGCAUCAUUAAAAGAUCGAGAACCAAAGUGCCGAUUGAUUGCACGUGGGAGAUACGCGCUCCUCCUGACAGUCACGUGCAGCUAUCUCCAGUAUCAAUCGAAUUAACAAGAUCCGGAGAGUGUAAUCUCAACUACAUGAGUUUUUAUAAGCCUACAACCAUUCUAGAAGCAAUGUCUGCGAAAUAUUGUGACGGUAGAAAAGUGGUGCCGGUAUCUUCGGAUAGAAACCGUAUUUUCCUGAGAGUUUUUAGUAAGACUAUAUAUUUGAUGCCGAAAUUCAAAUUUUUAUAUACUGUCUUUAGAAAUGGUGAAUGUUCUGAAAACGAAUUUUCAUGCGACGAGAGAUGUCUUCACAAAUCUCUUAAGUGUAAUAAAAACGUCAACUGCAAAGAUUCGACUGACGAAAACAGUUGUAAUUCCCCAUCAGGUAGGUUCCAUUCACUUUUCUAAU